UUUUUUAGAAAAGGUCGAGACGUUCUUUGACAUACACUUGGUUGAUCAACUUUCUGCUCAGACCCUGGUGACGUUUUACAAAGUCUGAGUAGCAGCUGCAAGCUCUUGAAUACCGAAGGAGUUGGGAAAUGUAUAUCCCAUACGCAGGUGAAGUUGGUAUAUUGCUUCUAAGAUGAUAAGAUCAUCUUUAAGAGUAUAAAAAAGGCAUGAUACAUUUUGAUAAGAUGACCUUAUAUGGAUAUAAAGAAGGGACAUUAUAACUUGACAAUCCAUAUGCAUAUUUUUCAUGUGAAAAACUUUUCUUUCAGCGUUUAAGACAAUUAGAUAUGUCUUCAUUUUAGGAAUUCUUUUUUGACAUGAGAAGGUAAAUUAUCGCAGAUUGCACCUCAUACAUGUACGUAUUUAUAGAAAAUCAUACAGUAAUCUACUGUGAAUUUUUUAUCAAAGGCCUGAAAUAUCGCAUACACAAGUCUAUCAACCUGACUAUGCGGUAUGGCUUUGUCUCAUUGUUGAAGGCCUUUAUUGAAAAAAAAAAUAAACACAAUUUCCUUGUUGUAGUUUUUGAAUGUUUUCUAGGUUUGAAUCAGUCGAUAAGUUAGAUAAAAUGUUUUAAUGAUUUACGCAAAUAAUUCAUUUGUUUACCACUUAUUGAAGAGGAUCUUGCCAGAAAUUUAGAUUUAACAGAAGCCACAUGCGUCGUGACGACACCAACACUUUUACCUGUAGUGACGGAGGCAUUAAUAUCCAACUUUAAAAUACAAACCAAUAUCAAGGAUAUCAUCACUCUGGGUGACAUGUCAGGUUAUAAAUCUAUUAAAACCUUAAUGGAAGAUGAUGGCAGUGCUUUCCCAGAAGAUCUACAAGUUGAUUGCGAAAACGACAUCGUUGUACUGCCAUUUUCCAGUGGCACUACAGGAUUUCCCAAGGCGGUCAUGUUGAAUCAUCGGUGUAUGGUUGCAAACCUUCAACAAAUAAGUUAUACACUGACAACGACUCCUGACGAUAGCUUCAUCGCAGUUCUCCCAUUCUUCCAUGCAUAUGGUAUGUCUGUCAUAACAUACUAUGCUUUUGCUGGUGGUAAUAAAUUGGUGACCCUUCCUAGAUUUGAUCCAGGAUUAUUUCUACAAGCAAUUCAAAAUGAAAAGAUAUCAUUCCUUCAUUUGGUACCACCAAUGGCGGUUUUCAUGGUUAAACAUCCAAUGGUAAAUGAUUUCAACUUAUCUGGAGUUCAAAGAGCCCUAUGUGGCGCUGCACCCCUUGGAGAAACUGUUCACGAAGAGUUUAUAUCAAGGUUAAAUAUAAAUUUAUUUCAAGGUUAUGGCAUGACAGAAUUUGGUCCAGCUGGCAUUUGUGAUGCUAUUCCAGCAAACAUUGGCUCAGUAGGAAAACCAGUUCCCAAUACUUUAUGCAAGAUAGUCCACCCAGGAACCACCAACUUAAUGAAAAAUGUUGGAGAAUCAGGUGAGAUAUGCAUGAAGGGACCACAGUUAAUGAAAGGAUACCUACACAAUCCUGAGGCUACAAAUGAGACUGUCAAAGAAGGUUGGAUACACACAGGGGACAUUGGUUAUAUAAGAGAAGAUGGUAACGUGGUUAUAACAGAUAGAGUAAAAGAUCUGAUCAAAUAUAAGGCUUUACAGAUUGCUCCUGCUGAUCUCGAAGACGUUUUAUUAAAGCACCCCGAAAUUCAGGAUGCAGCUGUAAUUGGAAUUCCCGACGAAAGAACUGGAGAAGUACCGAGAGCAUAUGUUGUGCGAAAACCAAAUUGUGCUGUGGAAGAACACCAAAUACAAAAAUUUAUGAAAGAUCAUGUUGCUGAAUUUAAGUUGCUAAGAGGAGGAAUUCAAUUUACAGAAGCUAUUCCAAAGACACCUAGUGGGAAAAUACUUAGACGGACUCUAAGACAAGAGUUUUUAAAAAGUUCUUGAACUGUUACUUAAUCACUUAUUCCGUGUAUAUCAUUGAAAAUUAUGCUUACAAUACAAUUUAUUUUAAAAGUUUUAAACAUAUAUUUACUCUACAAGCGAACAGCGUGCAAUACAAAAAUCAAUUUGGUUCACAUUUUUAUAAUUAUAAAUGCCUUCUUGCUACAUGUAUAAGUACUAAUGUUGUUAUCAUAUAAGACUCCUUUACCUAUUGGACAUUUUGAUGUUAUCUGAUUUUCAACCAUGUGGGCUGAUUUUGUAUGCGGGACAAUAUAUGCUCACCCUCUCAGAGAACCUGGCUUUAUAGGAGCAUAUAUUCCUAAAACUUUAGUUUUCAUUAAUGUCUGUUUAUCUGUGCACAUGAUAGACUAAGAGUAAUCUUGUUAGUUUUGAUAUGUCUUGUAAUGGUCUUGCAUAACCCUAUGAAUGGUCCAGUUUGAAUUCCCUUUUUAAUAACGUUUAUCAAUAACGUUGCAGGGAGUAUCCUUCAUCCUUUACUAGAUUGCAUUGUCUAUAUCGAGUAACUAUGAAUAUCGACCAGUGUUUAGCCUAUUAAAAUAUCAAAAUUUUUAUUUGCUGGCCUAAAUAUACAUAUAAAAAAGAAUAUGUGCAGUUCUCAAGAUUUGGUAAAUAUUUAAUUUAUAUCUUUGCAAUUUAGAUAAUUGAACAAAGUCGCCAUAGUCCAUGAACGCACAAAAUAGGGCAUGAGCCAAAAAAAAAAGAGAAAUCCGUCGUGGUGAGUUGAGUACAUGUGUGAGCACAUUAUAAGUUAGAACGUUUGGUUAAUAAAUUUUAGACUGUUUUUUAAUAUGCUCGCAAAUAUCUAAAUACCUAAAGGUAAUAAAGACACAUAUUCCAUUUAGUGUUCGGUGUGUCUUGAUUUUUGGACUUGAACUGAAAGUAUUUUGUGUACAACUAGGAACUAGGAAGAUUAUCAAGUUCGAAACUUCCAAGUUACUAAAAACAUUUUCAAAUUCUGUUACAGACACAGAGAUUUGGUUAAGAGAAUUUGGUAUGCCUGUACAAAACGGGAUAUCACGAGUAUGUUUUAAAAGUAAAACUCUUUAAAAAGCUCGUAAUGGGUAUAGUUUAUUGAAGAUUAUUGGACAAUUCAAAUAACGUAUUCUUAAGGUUGUCUGUAUGAUAUUGCAAGUUCUUUCUAAAUUAUCUAUAUCGACAUAUGAAACAUUAUUUUUUAAUUGAAAUAAUUGAAUUACAUAAUUGAAUAAAUAAAUCAUGAUUGCC
This is a messenger RNA of Mytilus californianus (California mussel), 3170 nucleotides long. RefSeq lists its product as uncharacterized. The record is from RefSeq and is a predicted model, not a curated record. Gene Ontology annotation, molecular function: CoA-ligase activity. Bases 795 to 1928 code for a protein of 377 amino acids. NCBI's taxonomy places the organism in Eukaryota, Metazoa, Mollusca, Bivalvia, Mytilida, Mytilidae. The transcript is spliced from 9 exons.